AUGGACAUUGUGCUGGUCAUUGGGGGAGGUGAUGGCGGAGUCCUGCGGGAGGUAACAAAGCAUCCCCUCGUAGAGGAAGUCGUGCUUUGUGAACUGGAUGAGGUAAGGUGCCAGAAACAACAAUUUCUCUUUCGACAAGGAAGUAAAUUGUUCCCACUGUCUUCUGAAAAACAAUUUGUAUUUUUCGUGCGGACAUCUUUUAUCGUGCGGUAUCUAUCUAUCUAUCUAUCUAUCUAUCUAUCUAUCUAUCUAUCUAUCUCAGUCUGUUCAUAUCUAUCUAUCUAUCUCAGUCUGUUCAUAUCUAUCUAUCUAUCGCAGUCUGUUCAUAUCUAUCUAUCUAUCUAUCUAUCUAUCUAUCUAUCUAUCUAUCUAUCUAUCUCAGUCUGUUCAUAUCUAUCUAUCUAUCUAUCUAUCUAUCUAUCUAUCUAUCUAUCUAUCUAUCUAUCGCAGUCUAAAGUGAUUGAAGUGUCCAAAAGGUUCUUGCCUAAGAUGGCCAUGGGUUUUAGUCAUCCGAAAGUUAAAAUCUGUAUUGAAGAUGGCACCAAAUACAUGGAACAAACGGACAUCCAAUUCGAUGUAAUCAUCAACGACUGUACAGACCCUGUGGGGCCAGGACUUGGACUUUAUUCGAAGGAUUUCUAUGAAAAGAUGCACAAAGUACUGAAAGAAGACGGCAUUUUAUGUUCUCAAGGGGAAAGCCAGUGUAGCAUACGCCUACGCGCCUAUGCCAACUUAUUUAGGGGUCAGAUCGGAUUUAUACUGUGCAGCAAGAACAAGGAAGUCAAACUUGGAGAACCAAUUCGCUACUUGAGUGAAGGAGAACUCGAUGCCUAUGACCUGAGUUAUUAUAACUCGGAAAUACAUAAAUCAGCCUUUUGCCUUCCGCAGUUCUCAAAAAGGAGACUCGGCUUGUAA
Messenger RNA from Acanthosepion pharaonis, 915 nucleotides. The record is from the annotation of a GenBank genome assembly. Lineage: Eukaryota; Metazoa; Mollusca; Cephalopoda; Sepiida; Sepiidae.